Molecule: messenger RNA, 3155 nt
Organism: Marmota monax (woodchuck)
Lineage: Eukaryota; Metazoa; Chordata; Mammalia; Rodentia; Sciuridae
Product: large ribosomal subunit protein eL33-like
Exons: 2
Coding region: 1-519 (172 amino acids)
Biological process (GO): cytoplasmic translation; ribosomal large subunit biogenesis
Cellular component (GO): cytosolic large ribosomal subunit; ribosome
Molecular function (GO): structural constituent of ribosome
Source: RefSeq, a predicted model, not a curated record
AUGAGCCUCAAGUCACAUGAUUAUAAAGGAGUGGAGCUCGAUUUGCCACACUACCUGUCUUCCUGCUUUCAGAGCAGCACAGAUUCAUCUAUCAAAUUACUGCUGGGUGUCCCAUUUGGAUGUUUCACAGCCAUUUCAAAAUCAGUAUGUCUCCUCUUUCUGCCACCUUGGAGCCCGUGGAGGCCUGCUGGGAGACUGUGGUGCAAAGCCAUUUUUUUGCUGGCUAUAAAGCAGGGUCUUUGGAACCAAAGGGAGCACACUACUCUUCUAAAAAUUGAAGGUGUUUAUGCCAGAGAUGAAACCGAGUUCUCCUUGGGCAAGAGAUGUGCUUAUGUGUGCAAAGCAGAAAACCACACAGUGACUCCUGGUGGCAAACCAAACAAAACCAGAGUCAUCUGGGGGAAGGUAACGCAUGCCCGUGGAAACAGUGGCAUGGUUCAGGCCAAAUUCCAAAGCAACCUUCCUGCUAAGGCCAUUGGACACAGAAUCCGUGUGAUGCUGUCUUCCUCAAGGAUUUAAACUAAUGGAAAAUAAAUGAAGAUGGAUUUGUGCUCUUGGGGAAAAGAAAAAAAAACAGUACGUCUAAAAACCAAAUGACUCACCUUUCAUCUAAAACCUCACCUUCUUCCUCAAAGCACCUCAAUCAGAGAAGGUACCAUCCUACACCCCAAUUUGCAUUUUUUAAAAACUACCCUGGCUGGUAUAUGCUGAAUGCAGAAAUUAUAUACAAUUAGGAGACUGCAAUAAUCCAAGUCAGUGCACUGUCUGUCAUAGUUUUUUUUUUUAAAUUUGUUCUAUUUAGUUAUAUAUAACAGUAGAAUCUGUUUUGAUAUAACAAUAAAAGCAUGGAAUAUAUCAUGGUUUAGUUUAGACCCCAGAUCUCUCCUUCCCCUUCCCUUUCCUCACCUCCUGCUCCCUUCCCUCUAUUGAUCUUUCUGCCAUUUACCCACAGUUUUUUUUUUUUUUAAUUAAUUUCUUGUGGAUGUACUCGAGGGUGAGAUUCACUGUGGUAUAUUCAUGUAUGUACUUAGGAAAGUUUAUGUUAGAUUCAUUCUACUGUCUUUCCUUUUCCCAUUCCCUCUCCCUUCCCUUCAAUCCCCAUUGUCUACUCCACUGAACUUUUAUUCUUCCUCCCCCUUUAUUGUGGGUUAGUUUCCACAUAUCAGUGAAAACAUUUGACUUCUGGUUUGGGGGGAUUGGCUUAUUUCACUGAGCAUGAUGGUAGCCAGUUCCAUCCAUUUGCUGGCAAAUGUCAUAAAGUCAUUCUUUAUGGCCGAGUAACAUUCCAUUGUGUAUAUACCACAUUUUCUUUAUCUGUUUCUCUGUUGAAGGGUACUUAGGUUGGCUCCGUAGCUUAGCUAUUGUAAAUUAUGCUGCUAUAAACACUGAUGUGGCUGCAUUACUAUGGUAUGCUUAUUUAUAUAAAUUCUUUGGAUACAUACCAAGUAGUGGGAUAACUGGGUCAAAUGGUGAUUCCAUCCCUAAUUUUUUGAGGAAUCUCCAUACUGCUUUCCAGAGAGGUUGCACCAAUUUACAGUCCUACCAACAAUGUAUGAAUGUACCCUUUUCCCCACAUCCUCACCAACAUUCAUUGUUUCUUGUUUUCUUGAUAAUUGCCAUUCUGACUACAGUAAGAUGAAAUCUCAAUGUGGUUUUAGUUUGAAUUUCUCUAAUUGCUAUCGAUGUUGAACAUUUUUUCAUAUAUUUGUUUACUGUUCAUAUUUCUUCUUUUGAGAAGUGUCUGUUUAGUUUCUUUGCCCAUUUAUUUAUUGGGUUAUUUUUUGAAGGGGGUGUUGUUUUUUGAGUUCUUUGUAUAUUCUGGAUAUUAAUGUCCAAUCUGAGGUACAGGUGGCAAAGAUUUUCUCCCACUCUGUAGGCUUUCUCUUUAUGCUUUCGAUUGUUUUCUUUGCUGUAAAGAAGCUUUUUAAUUUGAUGCCAUCACAUUUAUUGAUUUUUGAUUUUACUUCUUAUGCUUUAGAAUUCUUGUUAAGGAAGUCAGUUCCUGUGAUGAUAUGUUGGAGUGUUGGACCUAUAUUUUUUUUAGCAGGUGUAGGGUUUCUGGUCUAAUUCUCAGGUUCACUUAGAUUGUUUGUGAGAGAUAGGGUUUAAAUUUCAUUCUACUAUAUAUGAAUUUCCAGUUUUCCCAGCACUGUUUGUUGAAGAGGCUAUCUUUUCUCCAAUUUAUGUUUUUGGCACCUUUGUCUAAUACGAGAUGACUGUAUUCAUGUGGGUCUGUCUCUGUGUCUUCUAUUCUGUUUCAUUUGUCUUCAUGUCUGUUUUGGUGCCAACACCAUGCUGUUUUUGUUACUAUAGCUCUGUAGUAUAAUUUAAGGUCUGGUAUUGUGAUGCCUCCUGCUUCACUUUAUUAACAUGUUGGAUAUAAUUGCAUGAGAGUUAUCAUGGUCAAGUGAUUUAAAGCAUGUGUUUGCAGUAAGGUGGGUCUGUUUUUAGUUCCUGGCACCACCACUUAUCAGGUAGUUAUGUAAUCUUCAGCAAAUCUUGUCUGAGUUAUUUUGUCUGAAAAAUAGAGACAAUAACAGUAUUUAUACGACAUUCCUGGGGAUUAAAUAAGAUGUAGGAGGUGAAGCAUUGGUAACUUGAGUCCUUAACUAAGAUCUGUAAGUGCAGAGACCAUUUCCAGUUUGUUCACUUUUGUGUCUUUAGGACCUGAUGCAAAGAAGGCACUUAGUGAAUAUUUACUAUUUGUUGGAUCAGUAAUUGAGAUAGUGAGUGCCUGGAUUAAGCCACUAAUGAUGGAGAUGGACAAAACAAAAUUCAAGGUAGAGACUCGGGUUUUUCCUUCACUUCUCCAUGUCAUCAGUCACUCCUACUGAUUCAGUCCCUAAAUAUGACUCGGGUUCAUCCCGUCCUCUGUAUUCCUGCUGUAACUGCACCCAUGAUCUCUCACCAGGACUACUAUGUAAAGUACAUGAACAUUGUCCCUGCAUCCCAUCUGCUCUUUAUGAGUGUCUUCCAGACUAGUAUUGAAGGAAUCUCUUCAAAGCUGAAAUGGGAACAUGUCAUUCUUUUGCUUAAUGCCUUUGUAUGGCUACUUUGGAUUUAUAGGAUCGAGUCUCUCAACUCCUAAUACCUGUGCAUACAUUUCCAUCUUCCCUUCCUACCCUUCCCUUUGUCACACCCAGGAGCUUAGUAAU